AUGACAAAUCUUUUCAUCAUUACUGUAAUAGCUUUGGACCAUCAACUGCACAACCCCAUGUAUUUCUUCCUAAUGAAUUUGGCUUUGCAAGACCUGGGCAUUGUUUCAGUCAUUGUCCCCAAAUCCAUGAUAAAUUCUCUUAUGGGCACCAGACAAAUCUCUUACUUUGGUUGUGUUGCUCAAAUUUUUCUCUUUAUCUCCUUUGAAGCAUUUGAAUUGUCCCUCCUGACAGUCAUGGCAUAUGAUCGGUAUGUUGCCAUUUGCCAUCCACAGUACUAUGAAUUGUUGAUGAAUUGGAAAGUCUGCAUCAAAAUAGUGAUUCUGGUGUGGGUUACAGGUAUACUCUAUGGAAUGUUGCACACCACUGGAACUUUUUACAUCCCUUUGUGUUCUAAUGUUGUCAACCAGUUUUUCUGUGAAAUUCCACACUUGCUAAAUCUUGCCUGCUUUGAUUUCAAUCUACUUGAAAUUGGAUUGCUUGGAAUUAGUAUAACUGCAGGACUUGGUUGUUCUAUUUUUAUUAUCAUCUCCUAUGUUAUGAACUUCAAGGUGGUGCUGAGAAUCCCUUCUGUGAAAGGAAGGCAGAAGACCUUUUCUACUUGUCUUCCACACCUGAUAAUCUUUUGUAUUCUUUUGGUAACUUCAUGCUCGACCUACCUGAGACCACCCACUAACACCACAUCUUACUUAGAUUUAGUAUUCACUGUCCUAUAUUCCUUACUUCCACCCCUGUUCAAUCCAAUCAUCUAUACCAUAAGAAAUAAGAAUAUCAUACUUGCCCUAGCUAAACUGUGGAAAUUCUGA
Thamnophis elegans (Western terrestrial garter snake) is the source of this 804-nucleotide messenger RNA. RefSeq names its product olfactory receptor 14J1-like. Gene Ontology annotation, biological process: G protein-coupled receptor signaling pathway. Lineage: Eukaryota; Metazoa; Chordata; Lepidosauria; Squamata; Natricidae. Gene Ontology annotation, molecular function: olfactory receptor activity; G protein-coupled receptor activity. Gene Ontology annotation, cellular component: membrane. The transcript has a single exon. The record is from RefSeq and is a predicted model, not a curated record. The coding region runs from base 1 to 804 and encodes 267 amino acids.